Messenger RNA from Nylanderia fulva, 3936 nucleotides. It is a transcript of the gene GlcT, whose product is annotated as ceramide glucosyltransferase. The record is from RefSeq and is a predicted model, not a curated record. NCBI's taxonomy places the organism in Eukaryota, Metazoa, Arthropoda, Insecta, Hymenoptera, Formicidae. Gene Ontology annotation, cellular component: membrane. Gene Ontology annotation, biological process: glucosylceramide biosynthetic process. Gene Ontology annotation, molecular function: ceramide glucosyltransferase activity.
ACUCGAGGUCGUCUGCUUUGUAGACUUUUCGAUACGUUGUUACGCAUGUAGUCGAAUGGCUGCUCGUUGGACAUGCACGCGUGAGUCAUCCGUGACGAAAUAAAAGUUCGGUUCUCCUGGCACGCAUGCACGAACGAAGAAGAGACGGCGGCGGGGAGAGAAAAAAAGAGGAGAGACAGAGAGAGUCGACGCGUCACUGCGCGCGUCACGUUCCGAUGGAGUGGGGAGAAGUUCGUUUCGGGGCGAGACGUUCCGCUUUUCCGUGCGCGAGGCUUGGGUCCCUUUCGCUUUCCAUCGCUCGAUUCGCGCGACACCCGACACCCAGGAACGGGGAACAGCACGCACGCGGAUGAACACCGGAGAGAUCGCAGCGGUGCGAUAGUGUCGAGAGAGGAAAGCGUCAAUGCCACGAGCUAGCUCGAGGAGCAUCGGCAACGGCAACGACAUCGGCAACGAGAACGCCGGCAGAGGAAUUGGCGGCGUCGUCGAGAGGGAAGAUCCCAAGUCGGAGCCAGAGGCAGGUAAAGAUCGGUCCGCUCGACGAUGCUCGGCACGAAUGUCGUCGUCUGGUUCGUCGAGAGGUCACGACGGAGGUCCCGUACACGUUUCCAAGAGCGCAGCCAGAGCCAGAGCUCAGGAGCGCAGGAACCCGGGAGAUGGUCGGCGGCGCGCAGUUGACGCGGAGGAGGUUAUCGCUAGAGGGAAUUAGAGGGAAUUAGAGCGCGAAAGGGGUCGGAUUGAAAAAAGGUUGUGAAUGCGUUGCCAGGAGCGUUGCCGCCGCCGCCGUCGUCGUCGCCGUCGCCGUCGUCGUCGCCGUCGUCGUCGCCGCUGCGAGGAUGAGGAGUAGACAGCCGCGCUCGAGCUGAAGGAUGCCGUCGUCGUCCGCCGACAAUCAUGUUAUUGCCCGGGAGAUUGCGUUACGCGACGAGACAAACGGAAAAGGCAGAAAAGCGGAAAGGAAGGUAGAGCGAGAGGGCCGAAACGGACCUUCGCUCGUCCUCUGGAAAAUGAACUCCAUGUUAUAUACUUUUUACGUGAUCGCGAUAUUGUUUAUGCUAUUCUGGGCAGGUAUGUGGGUCGUGCACGUGCUGGCAUUGAUCGCCGGCCGUUGGAAGCUACACCGGAAGACGAAUCAGGCACCGAGCUACGAGGUUCCGUUGCCGGGGGUCUCCGUCAUCAAGCCCUUGAUGGGAGUGGACCCGAAUCUCUUCGGCAACCUCGAGACCUUCUUCACCAUGGAGUACCCCCGGUACGAGUUGCUCUUCUGCGUCGAGGACGAUUCCGACCCGGUGCUGAUGCUGGUGCGCAAGCUCAUCGAGAAGUAUCCGGAGGUGGACGCCGGACUCUUCGUCGGCGGCUGCAACGUCGGGGUCAAUCCCAAGAUCAACAAUAUGCAGCCGGCCUACGAGGCCGCCAAGUACGAGCUCGUUCUCAUCAGCGACAGCGGGAUCCGGAUGAAGGAGGACACUCUCCUGGACAUGGUCGAUCACAUGACGGAUAAGGUGGCCCUGGUCCAUCAGAUGCCCUUCACCUGCGAUCGCGAGGGCUUCGCCGCCGCCUACGAGAAGAUCUUCUUCGGGACGUUCCAGUCCCGGAUAUACCUCGCCGCGGAUCUCCUCAGGAUCAACUGCCACACCGGCAUGUCGGCCCUCCUGAGGAAGUGCGUCCUCGACGAAGUCGGCGGCCUGAGAGCCUUCGGCAUCUACCUGGCCGAGGACUUUUUCUACGCCAAGUCGCUCACGGAUCGUGGCUGGCGCAUCACCGUCUCCUCGCAACCGGCCUUGCAGAACAGCGGUCUCUGCGAGGUCACCUCCUUCCAGGCGAGAUUAAGACGAUGGGUGAAGCUGCGGGUGGCGAUGAUACCCAGCACCAUCGUCUUCGAGCCGCUCAGCGAGUGCCUGGUUCUGGGUGGCUUCGCUUCCUGGGCCGCCAGUGUCCUCUUUGAGUGGGACUCUCUAGUUUUCUACCUGGUGCACAUACUUUUGUGGUUUAUGUUCGACUGGACCCUCCUGUGCGUCGUGCAAAACGGUCCACUGCCCUUCAACAAACUCGAGUUUGUGUGCGGUUGGUGGCUCAGCGAGAUUACCAGGCCCUAUCUUUUCUUUCAGGCUGUUCUGGAUCCUCUUAUACAGUGGCGCUCGCGCGUUUACAAGCUCAAAUGGGGCGGCGUCGCGGAGGAGGUUAAGGCGAAAGUCAAAUAUUAACGAUGAUAUAUACUCUCUAGGACUCUGAUGAUCGUGUCGAAUGCCCCGAGUCCCGAGGCUUCUUUUUUUUAGCUUAGCGGCCCUUUUUUCUCGCAACAAAUGUGCAAGGUGUUGAACAAUUGGACUUUUUUUUUAUUUUUAUUUUUAUUUAUUUUUUUUUUUAUAGAGAGGAAAUACGACGUUUCAAACAUUUCACUCCUUUUACAGUAGUAAAUGGAUUCCUAAUUCUUUAACACCCUGCAUAAACUCGUGGUUUUUUAAUUUAUAACCGAUCAAGGGCGAAACAAAUCUUUAAUUAAUCGAGCGUCUUUGUUUCAUUUUUUUAAAAGAAAUUGACUGUGGCAUUUUCAUUUGCGACUCGAUUAUCUAUCAAAAUAUUGAUUAAUAUCGAAGCUCGAUUGUUACAACUCGACAAAUCCCGAACAAAUAAAACUAUGUAUUAUUAAUGGUGAAAGAAUUUCCUCGACGCGAAUAUGUGUUGCGACUUCAAUUUUCACCACGAUAAGAGAUCCGAACAAAAGUUUUCGACGAGGAAUCUAUAGUGUUACAAGUUACAAGAUAAUGUGAGUACGCGAUUUUAUCGUUAUACGCGUUUGAAACUUAUCGCGCGAAUCGAUCCAACGGGUCCAACUUUAACGAUAGGUAAUUGGCUCUUCUUUUUAUGUACAAUACAGAGAUAUGUCAAGGAAUAUAUAUAUAUACAUAUAUAUAAUAUGUCGGAUAAAUUGUAUAAGAUUCUGCUUCUCAUUAUUACAAAUUUUGUCAAUGAAAAUGCCGAAUGCAAAUUCAAAGAUACAUGUUGGAUUGUGACGUCAGAGGUGAGAAAAUACACGCUGAAAAUUCGUGCAAAUCUCUCGGCGCACUUGUAAAAUAGUCCGAAAAUGAUUUCUCGACGGUCAAUUAAUAAUUGUAAAAUAAUCGUGAUAUCAGACUUUAUCAUACGGAAUGACUGUGCAUGUGCAAAGAUCAAACGGACUGGACCUCGUAUUACAGUCAUUUUACAACUGUUGAUUAAUUAUAAAGGGAAAAAGAUAGUUUUCAAGCUAUUUUAAAAGUUUAUAUUAAAGCUAUCUGAAGUAACGUUUCAUCAAGGUAUCUUUUUAUCUAAAAAUGACACGCAAGAGUUUUUAGCCUAGGUUUUCUCACCUCUGACGUUACAAUUUUAACAUGAUCGGCGACGAACCAGGCAGACUCAAGUCCUGGUGUUACGUCGAGCGUAAGAAAAAAAGAGAAAACGAAUAAAAAAAAUGGAAAAACUCAUAUUUGCGCAACGAGAAAAUAAAGUUGGCCGAAUCGAUCUAUAUUCGCGAUACAUCGACGUGUCAACGAGAGAAAUAUUAGACGCGUAUUACAUUUCCAUCUCGAGUCACGGUAUGCUCAACACACAAUGUGCUGCAAUGUGUGGAGAUUUUUUCUCUCCGUGAAAAAAAGACAUUAUUUAUUUGUAAUAUAGUUUUUAUCGAUACGUAAAGCUAGUCGUGAGAUUUAAGAUGUACAGGUCGGCGAGUAUCGUACGGCAUUCGUCUUUCCACGAUCCGCGUCGAAAAAGCGCAUUCUAUUCACGAUAAGAUUCAUCGAGAUUGCGCGCUAUACGAUUAGAAAAAUUAUAAAGACGAUAAAUGAAUCGUGCGAGAUGUAUUCGCGGAGGCUUUUCGACGACUUUUAAUCAGAAUCGCGGUCGAAGAUUCAAGUAUUCUCACACACACACACACACAUCCUGCUAUUAUAAUUU